Messenger RNA from Erythranthe guttata (spotted monkey flower), 1271 nucleotides. It is a transcript of the gene ING1, whose product is annotated as RING/FYVE/PHD zinc finger superfamily protein. Lineage: Eukaryota; Viridiplantae; Streptophyta; Magnoliopsida; Lamiales; Phrymaceae. The record is from RefSeq and is a predicted model, not a curated record.
AAAUGAAACAUUAAGGAAUGUCACUGUAAUUAGACAUAACCUUAGGGUAGGAUAAUGUAAUUUACUCAAAAAGAUCGACAGACAAAUGCGUUAAAGUGUUUAAAACAUAUUGAUAUAUCAUAAUUGUUUUUACGCCCCAACAAUUAGGAGAAAUUUAGUUUUAGUACCUAAACUUAAAACAUAUUGUUUUAUUUUCUCAAUUUUGGAAGCAAACACUUUACACAAGGGUUCGCAUUUCUUCAUUGUUUUGCUCUGGCGGGAAGAUUCGUUAGGGCUCAACAAACUCUGUGAAGCCGUCAAAAUUUCUCCCCGGAGAUAUGUCAAUCAGCGACGAAUUUCAAGCUGAUAUUGAAGCGUUACCGAAUAUAUUGCAGAGGAAGUAUGCACUAUUGCGCGAUUUGGAUAAAAGUUUACAAGAAAUCCAACGGCAAAAUGAACAGCGUUGCGAGCAAGAAAUAGAUGAUAUGAAGCGUGGUAUAAAGUCUGGUAGCAUUACCCCUAAUUCUUCUCUCCUCAAAUUUUCUGAUGAUGCUCUAGACGAACAAAAACACGCCAUCAGAAUCGCUGACGAGAAAGUUGCAUUGGCUGUUCAAGUUUAUGAUUUGGUAGACACUCAUAUUCAACAGCUUGAUCAGUGUUUGAAGAAAUUUGAUGAAGAUCUUCGACGCGAAAGAGAAGCAAUUGCUACAGCAGGAUCUCCUCCCGCUCCCGAAAACAGCAACGUGAAAUCUGGAAAGUCCGGUGAAACUAGUAACCGAGGCCGUAAAAAGACACGUCUUGCAACAGCAACUGCCGCCGCAUCUGCCUCAGCCUCUGCAAGUGCUGCCGCCACAGCAAAUUCGAGCAGUAUGGAAUUAGAUAUACCUGUGGACCCCAACGAGCCUACGUAUUGCUUCUGUAACCAAGUCAGUUAUGGCGAAAUGGUUGCAUGCGAUAAUCCCGAUUGCAAGAUAGAGUGGUUCCACUAUGGCUGCGUUGGACUAAAAGAACAGCCGAAAGGAAAAUGGUACUGCUCGGAUUGUGUUGGAACUCAAAGGCGUAGAAAAACGAGAUAACGAAUUUCCAACUUUAUUUUAUAGGUUGCUAAUAUUUUUGACUUUUUUCAUUCCGUUUUUUUUUUUUUCGUUCGGGAUUUUCAUCGAGAAUCGGGGCUGCCCUAUGUAAGUAAUAUGGAGAAGAUCACUUCUCUGACCUAGAAAACUAGAUGUACUAGAAGCAAUUGUAUUUGAAUGUCUUUAUUAUUUCAAUAAGUGUUCACAACUCUUUUGUCA